Messenger RNA from Amaranthus tricolor (Joseph's coat), 2326 nucleotides. RefSeq lists its product as uncharacterized. The transcript has 2 exons. Lineage: Eukaryota; Viridiplantae; Streptophyta; Magnoliopsida; Caryophyllales; Amaranthaceae. The record is from RefSeq and is a predicted model, not a curated record. Bases 213 to 1856 code for a protein of 547 amino acids.
UCAAUUCGUCAUUUAUUUAUUUAGGGUUUUAAUCGAUAUUUUUGCCUUUUAUUUCAUUUCUUUAUUGUUUUUAUUUGUUCUUGUUUUCUAUUUGUGUUGUUAUUGUUCAGAAAUGACUAGAUUAAAUGACAAUAAACCUCUCUAAAAGUGUUUCAACAAAAGAACAAGAAAGUUCAUUCAACUUCCAAUAAUCUCAUUGUUGUUUGUUUCCGAUGGUGCUUUGUUACACGUGUGGUGUGGAAGGUUUUCCCGCUCUUCUAAUUUACUGUCAGCAGUGCAACAUUGUUGCCGUUCAUCGGUAUUGUGUAGAUGGUCGUCCCAUUGUUGACGAUGAUGAAGCUGUUUGGUCCUGUGAGGAAUGUGUUCCUAGAAAGUCCAAGUCCACUCUAGUUUCUAGGAAGAGUGAACGCAUAAACUUACAAGCAAAUCGAGAGGCGCUGCGAAGAAAAGCUAGAAAAAACUGGAAACAAAAUUCGAUUUCCCUAAAAGUUGUACAAUCAAAAUGUGCGGGAAACAUAGAUAAAAAGGUGGAUGAUGAGAAAUCUGACUUAGAUGAGAAUAAAUUGUAUAGUGAGAAAUGUGCUCCUAGAAAGCCUGAGCCCACUCUAGUCUCUAGGAAGAGUGAAUGCAUAAACUUACAAGCAAAUCGUUUGGGAAGCACGGCUAUAAAAGCAGGAGAUGAAAAGGCUAACUUGGAUGAGAAUACAUCAAGUUCUAAUAAUGCAUUUAAUUGGGAUGAGGGGAAAGAUGAAACUGGCACAAGAUAUCAAGGUAAGUUAAAAGAAAAUGAAAUUACACGAUAUACACUUUGUACAACGGUGGCAGGUUCUGAACUAGCUCCUCUAAUAAGGAAAAAGAGAACUGUUUUCAACUCUGAUGAUGCCUCGAACAAGAAAUCUUCCGAACCUUCAAUGUUAACAGGCCAGAAGACCGAUAAUUUAAAUUCCUUUAAGGUUAUUGAUGAUAAAAAGCUACAUAAAAAGCUGGAGAAUGUUUAUGAACAUUCACAGACAGAGCUAGACAAUGUCGUUGAAAAUCUACAGGCAAAGCUGGUGAAUGUUGAUGAUCAAAAUCUACGGACGAGGCUGGAGACUGUUGAUGAUCAAAGUGUUAAGACAAAGCCUGAGAAUGUUGAUGAAAUUAUGCAGAUUGUUGAUGAUGUGAAAUCACAGAAUAAGCUGGAGAGUGGUCAUGAUGAUUUACAGAAAAAGCCGGAGAUGACUUUGUGUCGUCAGCAGCUAACCAAAGAACCAGAAAUUAGUCUGGAGAUCAUGUCUAACAAUGAUGAUAUUGAGCAAUCUCUUUCUGAAAUUAAUUCAAAUGUGCUAGAUGAACAGCAAGAAAAUAGGAGUUUUCCAGUUGUGGAGGAACCUGAUAGUUCAGGUUCUAUAACUUCCAACAACGAGGGAAUCAAAUCUCUUUCACAUUCUCAUGUCAAUAUUUAUAAAUUACCAGCACCUAGGAAGAGGAGGAGGUUAAUUAAUGAAAUGGACUUUUAUGAUUCCGAUGAAGAGUCGGUUUUAGCACAGGAUAAAGAUCCGCAGAUUGCAGCUGAAGUUGGAGGCAAUAUCCCCCUCCUGUCAACCAGGGAGUCUCCUGUUAUGAUAGGUGAAAAUGUCUCUGCAGACCAGUCGUUCAAAAAAUUUGAAGUUUGCUUCCCUACUCAACUAUAUCCUAUAAACUCAGAUAACAUCCAAACUCAAGCGUCUUCCCAGUACUUUUACAAUUGCUUCAUCAUUAAACGGGCACCUCCAAUUUUUACUAAUUACUGCUCAGCCAAUAAACAAUGCAGUAUGGAGAUAAUUUAUAUACUACAGCUGGGUACUAUACUGGAUUUUCUGGUACAAAUGUUCUAGGUUUUCACAGCUUACAACCUCUAUUUGUUGCUUACCAGGGGACAUUGUAGUGUUAGAAAUGAAGCGCAUUUGAGCAUCAGAAAUUAUGUGUGUCCUAUAUCUUUUGGACUGGAGGCCCGUCUAUCAACCAAAGCUCAUGGAAACGUUCAUGGUGCGGCAAGUGCAUUGCCCAAUUCACUUAGCUUUGAGAUUGUGGAAAAGUGUUAUGCGUGGCCCAACAGUUUUAAGAGGUCCUCUCCCACGGGUGAUACAAUUGGUCUUUAUUUUUUUCUAGUGAAAGACCAAUGAGCCACUUGAAAUGUCUGGACUAGCUUUUCUUCUAGUCUAAAUUAAAGCUAGUCUAAAGUAGAUGAUUAAUUAAAGUACUUGUAACUCGAUUACUAUCUUUUAAAUUACGGCCUUAUGAGCCAUUUGAAAAGAAAGUGAAACCCAAGAAAUUUAGUAGAUAAUUCAAUGGUUAUUCAGAAAUA